AUGUGGCGUCUCGCAACCCCUUGCUACUUCAUUGUAAGUUAUUGGACCACCUUGGUACACCCGCUAUCGUGCCGUGGGAUUGAGCUUCAUCCCGCUCUGUUUUAUCUUUUUCUCCAAGGCAGUUUUCUCUCCCUCUUUCUUUCACACAACACACCCUUUCUUGGCUUUGCCUUCAUGAUGAACUCUCGUCCCGCAUUUCCAGAUCUGUUUGAGUGGUUCCCCCAUGAUCAGCAGCUGCAACUUAUCUAUGACACCUCUCAUUCAAAUGACGGACCAGGGUUGCACAAUGCUGUACCUGCUCAGGUGUCAUCAGACCAACCUGGGGAGCUUCAUAUACACAGCUUGUCCCAAGAACCUGUCGUCUCUGUGCCUCAAGGCAUAGCUUCUCUUAGUCAUGCCGAAUUAACAGAAACUCAUAUGGGCCCUCCCCCUAAGCGUCGGAGGAAGAAAGCUCCAACACUACGUGCAAACGAUUGGGAGCCCUAUAGAGCUCGAAUUCUGGAACUUCACGAUGAACAGAAGCUGCCUUUGCCAAAGGUCAAGGCUAUGAUCGAACAAGAGUUUGAAUUCACUGCUGAGUAUGGUCUUUCCAAAACGCCAUUCCCCUGA
Molecule: messenger RNA, 609 nt
Organism: Fusarium graminearum PH-1
Lineage: Eukaryota; Fungi; Ascomycota; Sordariomycetes; Hypocreales; Nectriaceae
Exons: 2
Coding region: 1-609 (202 amino acids)
Source: RefSeq, a predicted model, not a curated record